This is a messenger RNA of Xiphophorus maculatus (southern platyfish), 2073 nucleotides long. RefSeq names its product paired like homeodomain 1 (gene pitx1). The coding region runs from base 144 to 1091 and encodes 315 amino acids. NCBI's taxonomy places the organism in Eukaryota, Metazoa, Chordata, Actinopteri, Cyprinodontiformes, Poeciliidae. The transcript has 5 exons. Gene Ontology annotation, biological process: anatomical structure morphogenesis; regulation of transcription by RNA polymerase II. Gene Ontology annotation, molecular function: RNA polymerase II cis-regulatory region sequence-specific DNA binding; DNA-binding transcription factor activity, RNA polymerase II-specific. The record is from RefSeq and is a predicted model, not a curated record. Gene Ontology annotation, cellular component: nucleus.
CGCAGCCUCACGCAGCCUCACGCAGCCUCACGCAGCCUCACGCACACACCGCGCUUUGUUGGAUUUACUGGACACCUGCAUGGGACGCAGUCAGGCUUCUCCCUUCACCUCUUCGCUCUACUGGGAACCAACUGGGAUCUGGAAUGGAGCUGAAUUUGUCCAAGAACGUGAUUUCAUGCGGAGACUCAGGUGGCAUGAAUUUGGACCGAAUCUCGGAGGCCGUGAGAGCCGCGCCGCCCCGUGACGUGGCCGCCGCGUUUCAUUUACAGAGACCAGCGGAGGCCGGCAGGGAGGCGUUAGAGAACUCAAGCAGCGAGUCCUCAGACGCAGAGCUGGCAGAGAAGGAGCGCAGCGCGGAGCACCGCAGCGAUGACGGCAGCGCCGACGACCCGAAGAAGAAGAAGCAGCGGCGGCAGCGGACUCACUUCACCAGCCAGCAGCUGCAGGAGCUGGAGGCCACCUUCCAGAGGAACCGCUACCCGGACAUGAGCACCAGGGAGGAGAUCGCCGUCUGGACCAACCUGACGGAGGCCAGAGUUCGGGUGUGGUUCAAAAACCGCCGGGCCAAGUGGAGGAAGCGGGAGCGGAACCAGCAGAUGGACCUGUGUAAGAACAGCUACCUGCCGCAGUUCAGCGGCCUCAUGCAGCCCUACGAAGACAUGUACCCGACCUACACCUACAACAACUGGACCAACAAGGGCCUGGCCCCGGCGCCGCUCUCCACCAAGAACUUCACCUUCUUCAACUCCAUGAGUCCGCUCACCUCGCAGUCCAUGUUCUCCGCCCCGAACUCCAUCUCCUCCAUGAGUAUGGCGUCCGGUAUGGGCCACUCCGCCGUGCCCGGCAUGCCGGCCCCGGGCCUCAACAACAUCAGCAACCUGAACGGCAUCGGAACCUCCGGCAUCAACUCGGCCAUGUCGUCCUCCGCGUGUCCGUACGGCCCUCCCGGCUCGCCGUACAGCGUUUACCGGGACACGUGUAACUCCAGCCUGGCCACCCUAAGACUCAAGUCCAAACAGCACCCCACGUUCGGAUACAGCGGCCUGCAGAGCCCCGGCUCCAGCCUCAACGCCUGCCAGUACAACAGCUGACGGGCCGCGGGGCCCCGAACCGACCCGCAGGAUCCGCAUCUCACCCCGAACCAGCAACCGAACCGACCUGGAUCCCUGCGGUCAUUUUUUCCGUAAGAGAAAAAAUGGAUUAUGCGGGUUACAAGUUUACCACGAAACAUCUGGAGCUUUUCUAGACAAUGAAGACGUGUUACAUUACUGCACUGUACAUAUUUAACUGGACAUAAAACCACACUGGGAUUCUGGUUCCGGUACUGGUUGGGCUGCUUGGUGGCUCCAUUUCGCUUCUCCUUACUUCCAUUUCGUAGCGACGCACUUAAACUAUUCAAAAUCAAAAAAUCAUAAAAAUACUCUAAUUAUUUCAUUUGAUAUUUUUCUGAACAUUUUUUUCAUCCGUUUCGUUUCUGAUGAGCAGAAACUGAUCCGCAGGUGGUUCCAUUUCGUACCUAAAAAAACAACAACUAAUGGCGCCCAAAUCAUCGAGACUAAUAAAAAAAAUAAAACUAAUUAAUUACGAAACCGCGAAAUGACCGGCAUCCUUUGCGGCUCAAUUUCGUAAGCAAAAUACCCAUAAUUCAUUUCGGAAUGACAGGUACGAAAUGGAGCCACAAGUUUUGCUCUUUGUUCGUUUUUGUGCCGAGAUUUUCAGUCAAGAAAACAAAUAAAAUGACAGAAAAUGACCGGAAGAGGGAUUAUUAAUAAUGAUUAAAAAACAUAAAUAAUUAAUGUUAAGAAACUGAAACCAGAAAGGUGAAAAAAGAAGAACUCUUGACUUUAUUGUACAUAUUUUAUAAACGCUUCUUUGUGCUUUUUGCCACCGACUGCUUCUCAUUUUUAUUUGCUCAAAUGAACGAAAAAAAAACUCAACAAUGUUUAACUUGCCGUGAUUUAAUGUAAAACUGUUUAACCUGAACUGUUUAUAAAUGAUCCAAAGUUCUCGUGUUUAAUGUAACAUGUGUGUCUGAAUAAAUCCACAGAAAACUAAAAAGGUUCAUUUAAAUAU